Sander lucioperca (pikeperch) is the source of this 3337-nucleotide messenger RNA. RefSeq names its product anoctamin-9. The coding region runs from base 488 to 2824 and encodes 778 amino acids. The record is from RefSeq and is a predicted model, not a curated record. Gene Ontology annotation, molecular function: chloride channel activity; protein dimerization activity. The transcript has 26 exons. NCBI's taxonomy places the organism in Eukaryota, Metazoa, Chordata, Actinopteri, Perciformes, Percidae. Gene Ontology annotation, biological process: chloride transmembrane transport. Gene Ontology annotation, cellular component: plasma membrane.
AAAAGGGGGAUAUUUGCAGGAGAAGUAAAACUACUGAAGCAACAACUUGGAAAGCUACACUGUGUAAUCGUUUGUUACAUAUUCAAUAAAUCAAGCUCACACCGGAACAUUUAAUAAGGAAGAUUCAGUCACAGCCAGUGAUUAACAGGCUGUUAAAGUCACUGCUUCCAUCUAGUGGUAGAUAUUAUUUUGAACCAGAAGGAGGCUGCAACAAAAAUAUGUCAUUCCAUCGCACCUGACAAACCAUAUCGAGAUUAUCUCUGAAACAUACAGUAGCCCCUGUUUGGUUGUGUGUUUGUUGACCGCACCGUUGAACUGACUGAACUGAGAUAAAAAAAGGUGGAGACGUUAAAGAGAAAUGCUGUGACAUCAGCAACAGUUAUGCAUAUCGGUGAGCUGACAGAGAGGCUCUGGGAUCAUUGAAUGGUGACUGAAUCUUUUUUUUUUUUUAAUCGGGGAAGUCGCAUCUGUAUUCAGUCUACUCAUCAUGCCCGGCCACAAGAGGCAGCCCAGUAUUGAAUUCUUGGAAUUGAUGGGAGUGGUAAAAGAGAAUGGCAAUGAACAGACAUCACUCCCUCCUUUGUACACACCUCUAUCAUAUGACUACGUCCUGGUUGCCAAAACAAUUGAUUACCAGGAGAGAGAGGCCUUCAAGAAGCAAACUGAAUACAUUGAAGAAUUGAAAAAAAAGAACUUGAAAGUUACGAAAAUUAUAGAUGAAGAUCUUGUCUUCUAUGGGAUUCAAGGACCUAAAGAAAUUUUUGAGAAGUACAGGUAUCUUCUCAAAGUGUCUGAUGCUUGUAACUGGAGCUCGGAUCAGAACGCUGUACCACUCAGCACCAGGAUAAGGAUUAUCCACUUCAUCUUGAAUCACACCCUUAUACGUUCAGGAGAGGGUUUGCGGGAUCUUAUGAAGAUGAAGGUUUUUGAGGCAAGGUUCUGCUUGCAUGAGAAAAAGAAACAGAGAGAGCUGAAGGAGAGCUGGGCACGAUGGACAGCCUGUCUCCAAGGGCAACCCAUUACUGCCGUCAGGAACUACUUUGGGGAGAAGGUGGCCUUGUACUUCCUGUGGUUGGGCUGGUACACAUAUUUGCUCAUCCCACCUGCUAUCAUUGGGGUCAUUGUCUUCCUUUAUGGACUUGCCUUCUUCAACAGCUCACCCCUCAUAAAGGAGGUUUGUGAGUCUGACACAGUCAUGUGUCCUCUUUGUGACAAGGGAUGCAAAGUAUGGCAGCUCUCCGACACCUGCACAUAUGCCAAGGUGAGCUUGCUGUUUGAUAAUAAUGGCACGGUGCUCUUUGCAAUGUUCAUGGCAGUGUGGGCAACACUGUUUUUGGAGUUUUGGAAGAGACAUCGGGCUUCCUAUGUGUGCGAAUGGAAAGUGUCUGAUUGGUGUGAGGAGGAGGAGGAAUUGAUCCUGGAAAUUGUGAACAACGUCAACUGUGAACCAAAAGAAUAUAAGCACUCUUAUCUGCGCAGCACUCUGGUUUUGAUCUGUGUCACAGCUAUGAUAUUGGUGAUCAUUGGCCUGACACAUGCCUUAGUGGUGUUCAGGGUGAUUGCAGCAGUGCUCUUGGCUGAGGGAUCAUGGGAGUUCCUGAGCAACUACUCCAACAGCGGAGCGAUGAUGCUGGGGGCCGUCCUCCAUUACCUCAUCAUCACUGUCAUGACACGGAUCAACAGGAUUGUUGCCAUGAAGCUCUGUGAAUUAGAAAAAACAAGAUCAUUUGCUACCACAGAGAAGAGUUUCACUGUCAAGAUGUUCACCUUCCAGUUCUUCACCUAUUUUUCCUCCCUCUUCUACGUGGCCUUUUUUCUCGGCAGGAUAAAUGGCCAUCCUGGUGGCUAUGUCCGAAUUUCAGGGAAAUGGAGGCUAGAGGAGUGUCAUCCCAGUGGAUGUCUCACAGAUCUGUUCAUCCAAAUGGCCAUUAUAAUGGUACUCAAGCAAACCAUCAGCAAUGUCUUUGAGUUCACUGGACCCUGGCUCUGCAGGUGGUUGAAAAGAAGAAGGAUUCAGAAGCUACAGAGGAAAUGUGCCCACUGCUACCUGAAAGAUGAAUCACAGGCCAAAUAUGGAGCUGAACUGUGUGAUAACUGCAAGCUUCGAGACUGGCUCAGCAACUACCGUCUCAAUGAUGUUGACUCCUUCAGCCUGUUCAAUGAGUUCCUGGAGAUGGUGAUCCAGUUCAGCUUUACCACCAUAUUUGUGGCAGCGUUUCCUCUUGCUCCUCUGCUAGCCCUCAUUAAUAAUAUCAUUGAGAUACGCCUGGAUGCCAUUAAAAUGGUCACUCUGGAGCGCAGAAUGGUUCCUAAGAAAACCAACGAUAUUGGUGUGUGGACAGACGUGUUGGAGGCCAUUGGUGUCUUAGCUGUCAUUGCAAACGGGCUGGUCAUUGGUGUAUCUUCAGACUUCAUCCCUCGAUUAGUGUACCGUUACCGUUUUGGCCCAUGUGCCAACGGCACAGCAACAGAUAUUGACUGCAUGGUUGGAUACAUCAACAACACUCUCUCUGUUGCACGAAUGGAUGACCAAAGCAUAGGCAACGAGUUUUCAGGCAGUCAGAUGAUCACUUCUAGUGGCUUGAAUGUCUCUUCCUGCAGGUAUAAAGACUACAGAAGCAAUGAGGACUACAGUCUUACCCCACAGUUUUGGCUAAUUUUAGCUGUGCGCUUUGCAUUUGUAAUCCUGUUCGAGCACGUUGUUGUCAUAUGCAAGUUCAUUGCAGCCUGGUUUGUGCCGAGCGCUCCCAUGCAGGUCAAGAAUGAUAGACUCUUUGAUAAACUCAAAAGACUAAAAGAGGAACUCAGUUCAUUUGAAGUGUGACCCCAUUCAGACACUUAAGGGUUACAGAUUGUUCCCUGGGGACAUGAGCCCAGUGUUGCCUUGUGCAUUAAGGUGUCCAGAAUAUCACAGUGUUGAGUUAACUUUAAAGUCAAUCUCUCAUCUCUCAUCUCUCUGAAGUGCUGUCUGAAUUCUCAUCUUUGAAGACAGACUCAUUUUUCUUGGACAAAACAAGUGUACAGUAACUGAUUUUAUUGACCACGAGAUUGUUCUCAUUCUAUUGUAAGAAUGCAUUGAUAGCUUACUGUUGGCUCUCUAUAUUUGUGAGACGUAUGUGAGGGGUUUUAAUGAACACCUAAAGAUAAUUUAUACUGCUACUGCACAUACAGUACCGAUUGAGUGUUACGAUGUUGCCUUAUAUUGUAAAAAAGCUCUGUGAUGAUUGUUAUUACUGCAGACCAAAUAUGAUGGUGUCUUUUGUAAACCAGACACAAGAAUGUUUUGCAAUAUAAUAUUUUAUAUUAUUGAAUAAAAGAGGAAAUCUUUGGCCCCAUA